Molecule: messenger RNA, 1083 nt
Organism: Fusarium graminearum PH-1
Lineage: Eukaryota; Fungi; Ascomycota; Sordariomycetes; Hypocreales; Nectriaceae
Exons: 1
Coding region: 1-1083 (360 amino acids)
Source: RefSeq, a predicted model, not a curated record
AUGGCGACGCACAAACCUACUAUUUUCAACCAGCAAAUCUAUGAAACUUUCCCACAUUGGAUCUGGAGCUUUCCUCCAGAUAAGUUUUUGAACUUGCGGUUCGAACACUGGGAAAUUCCCUCGCCAGUCAAAGUCAAACACGCAAUGAAACUCUUGGCAAUUGGCGAUAUCUGGCACUUGCCUAGCGUGUGGCAUGAAGCAAGGCCCUGUUGCAGCGCAGACGAUGGUGAUUAUCUGAGUGCUGUUCACAGAGCCCAUCGACAUCAUCCCGUCGUCUCCAGUGUUCGCUGCCGGGAAAAGAUCCGGUUCUCAGCUGUCGCCAACGCCAUCCGAUUUCUUGAGUCACGUCUCUCCCCAAAACAACGGUUCGACAUUCGAAGUCUCAUCCUCCAUGAAGACCUGCCAUCCGUUAACCAGCCGUCUGCUCAUGCUCAGGGACUGGCCCCCUUUUACCGAGAGAAUCCUCACCUACGAAUCGAACGCCGCGUCAACCUGAUGGGUUGUGUAAACGCCACCCUCGCAUCUCCUUCCUGCGUAGCAAACCACUUUCAAUUUCCCGAUGAUCAACCUGAAAGGCUGAGGCCAUUUUCGCACGAGCCAAGACGCAGAAUUACCCAAUGGCUACUAGAUGCACUCGCUGUGACCGAAGUUGGUAUUCCCGCCGAUGCCUACACACUGGUCCUACAGGCAGGCUCUUAUCAAGACUACUUCACGGAUCAGUUUCAGCGACAAAUUCAUCGGGAGAUUGCAUGGCAUAAAGCCUUCAAGGUGCUGAACCAGGACUGUCCUUUCAAUGGGCCAGUUCACAAACUUCAUCAAGACGUUCAAUUGACUAUGAUAGACCCACAAGAGGUUGACGCCGUCGAGACCCUGCUGAACGGAACCUCACCGAUCCUGCGCGCUGAUUUCAACAUUGGUGUUGCACAGGAGUAUGAUAGCAUUAUCAACGACACGGGGCAUCUCCAUGUGGGGGAUUGGAAGUUCAAAAAGUACUGUACUUUGAGCGAUUCCUUUGAACGGCCGACACAUGAAGUAGACUACCGAACCAGGCUAUCACAAAAUUUCGAGAUCCAGACUGACUGA